Aspergillus steynii IBT 23096 is the source of this 2187-nucleotide messenger RNA. Its product is annotated as oligopeptidase family protein. Gene Ontology annotation, biological process: proteolysis. The coding region runs from base 1 to 2187 and encodes 728 amino acids. The transcript is spliced from 2 exons. NCBI's taxonomy places the organism in Eukaryota, Fungi, Ascomycota, Eurotiomycetes, Eurotiales, Aspergillaceae. Gene Ontology annotation, molecular function: serine-type endopeptidase activity. The record is from RefSeq and is a predicted model, not a curated record.
AUGACCAUUAGAUCAAUGAAGUUCAACCCAGAGGUCCUGCUUGGAGCUCCUCGCCGAUCAGGCGCAGUCCCCAAUUCCUCCGGCACCCUCGCAGUCUACACUCAGACCUCUUACUCGUUCGAAUCUCAUUCGAAGACCAGUGAAAUCCGAGUGCUGGACAUUGCCUCAGGUCGCUCUGCCCUAGUCACCAAUGAUCCCGGGGCGAGCUCUCCGCAGUGGCUGGACAAUUCCGACCAGAUCGUUUGGCUGAAAUCGAAGGCCAAUGGCAACACUAGCUUCAUUAUCGGCGAUGCGCGUGAAACGGACAAAACAUACACGGCGGGCACGGUCCCAGGACCGGUAUCCGAUCUGAAGGUCACGGUUGUCGAACCGGGCAAGAUUGGUUUUGCGGUGACCGGCAAGGCGAACCCGGACGGGUCGCUGUUCAAUCCCCACGAUGCCAAGAAGCCUCUCAGCACGGGAAAGCUGUAUACCUCCCUGUUUGUCAGACACUGGGACUCGUACAUCGAGCCCCAGAGGAAUGCCAUCUGGUAUGGCUUGCUUCAGCGCGCUCCGCUGUCCCCGGCUACUAGGCACGCCGGCAAGUAUUCUGUUUCGGGACUGACCAACUUGAUCUCGGUGUCUGGCUUGGCUGGUGUUGAAUCGCCCAUCCCGCCUUUUGGGGGAUCCGGGGACUUUGACAUCAGUCCCAGUGCAAUUGUAUUCGUGGCGAAGGACCCGAGCUUGAACCCUGCCACGCAUACCUCCUGCUCAUGCUACUACUGCCCCAUGUUCUCCUGGACCAGCAUGGAAGCAUCGCAGUCUAAGAUCUGUACCGUCAAAGGUCUGGAAGGAGCCAUGUCGUCUCCGGUUCUCUCGUCGGACGGCAGUUCGAUCGCUCUUUUGGCGAUGCGCGAGGACGGCUACGAGUCGGACAAGAACCGUAUACUAUACGUUCCCAACCCGUGGAAUGGCGAGAUGAUCGAGGCGUUUGGAUCGUCUGGUGGCGAGGGGCUUUGGAAUCUGAGUCCAUCGGCGUUGACUUUCGCCAACGACGACAAGUCGCUGUUCGUCCAGGUUGAGGAGAAUGGACGCGGGGUGCUCUACCAGUUUCCUCUCGCCAAUAUCCGUCACUCCACCCCGGAUGUGCUCAAGAAGAUUACCUCCUCGGGUUACGUGACGGAGGUUUACCCGGCAUCAUCCAAGUCGUCUAGUCUUCUUGUUUCCAGUAAUAGCUUGGUCGACAAUAGCGUCUGGAGCAUCGUUGAUCCCGAUUCUCCCGAUAACACGCGUGUCAUAUCCUCCAUUGGCCGGGCCGGAGCUAGCUUUGGACUUUCCGCCGCCCAGGUCGACGAAAUCUGGUUCAAGGGAGCCGAAGACCACCCGGUCCAUGCCUGGGUGGUGAAGCCGUCUCACUUCAAACCAGGAAACAAAUACCCGCUGGCCUACUUGGUCCACGGCGGACCGCAGGGGGCGUGGAAUGAUCAGUGGAGCACGCGAUGGAACCCGGCUGUCUUUGCCGAGCAGGGAUACGUUGUCAUCACCCCGAACCCUACUGGAAGUACGGGUUACGGACAGCCAUUCACCGAUGGGAUCCGCGGAAACUGGGGCGGUAGACCCUAUAUUGAUCUGGAGAAAGGCUUCGAGUACAUUGAAAAGAACCUGGAUUACGUGGAUACCAGCCGGGCGGUGGCUCUUGGAGCGUCGUACGGCGGGUACAUGAUGAACUGGAUCCAAGGUCAUCCGUUAGGGCGUCGUUUCAAGGCUCUUGUGACCCACGACGGGGUCUUCUCCGUGCGCUCGUUGCUGAGUACCGAAGAGAUGUACUUCCCCGUGCACGAUCUUGAGGGCCCCAUCUGGAAGGUCCCCGAGAACUGGGACCGAUGGGAUCCGUCUCGACACACUGGCAACUGGCAGACACCGCACCUGAUCAUCCACAAUGAGUUGGAUUAUCGACUGACCAUCGCCGAGGGGCUGGCAGCAUUCAACGUUCUGCAGAUCCGCGGCGUGGACAGCCAGUUUCUGACAUUCCCGGAUGAGAACCACUGGGUGCUGAAUCCCGAGAACUCCCUGCUGUGGCACAACACCGUCUUCAACUGGAUCAACAAAUAUGUCGGACUUCCUCCGGUCACCAGUCCCCCGGAGGAGAAUUUGUCGAACAAAAGGAACUCGCUGGAAAAGGGACUGAGUAAAAUGGCGCUUUCAUAA